AUGUUGACCAGGCACUCCCUCGCGGCCCUUCUUGGAGGCCUUUCUUUUGCUUUAGCCCAAACCUCUUCGGAAGAAUACCCAUCCUCAGCUGAGAUUGGUGCUGCACAGGCCACGGUACUGCCUUAUUCUCCAGUCUCGAAUGUCAAGGGACUUGCGUUUAACCGCUUCGACUUUGAUGUGGCUGCUGAUAACGAGCACCUGGCCGAGCUGGCCAAGAAAGGUCUCCUCCUGAACAACUUCUGGGCUGUCACCCACCCGUCCGAACCCAACUAUUGCGCAUCCGCCAGUGGAGACACCUUCGGCAUGGACAACGAUGACUUCCAUCAGAUCCCUGCCAAUGUCUCUACCAUUGCCGAUUUGUUCGAUACGAAGAACAUCGCCUGGGGCGAAUACCAGGAAGCUAUCCCCUACCCCGGCUACCAGGGCUACCGCUACCCCGAAAUCGGUGCCAAUGACUAUGUCCGCAAGCACAAUCCGCUGAUCCUGUUUGAUUCCUAUACCCAAGACGCUCUCCGUCUCCGUCAGAUCAAGAAUUUCAGCAGCUUCUACGAUGAUCUGGAGCACCACCGUCUUCCCCAAUACAUGUUCAUCACUCCGAACAUGACGAAUGAUGGACAUGACACCAACAUAACCCUUCUGGAAAAUGACUACUUCACUAAGGAUACUCUGAUCAUGCUUACAUUUGAUGAGAUUGAUACUUAUGAGAUCGGCAACAACGUUUUCACUUUCUUGCUCGGUGGUGCGGUCCCGGAACAUCUCCGCGGCACCAAAGAUGACACUUUCUACAGCCACUACUCGGUCAUUGCCUCUCUGUCCGCUAACUGGGGUCUUCCCUCUCUGGGUCGCUGGGACUGCGGUGCGAACUUGUUCAGCUGGUUGGCCGCGAAGACUGGAUAUGUCAACUAUGAAAUCGAUACGAGCAACUUGUACAUGAACCAGACCCACUGGGGGCCUCUGUCCGAGGAUGAAUACAGCGAGUACUACGCUGGCUGGCCUGUUCCUGCAACAGAGGCUAGCUGCUCUGCGGGCCAUGGAGUCUUGUCUACUGUCAAGAAGACCUACAAAAACCUCACUGCUACCUUCAACUACACCACUCCUUUUCCCUAUGACUCGCGCAGCGGAAACAACGUUGGCGUGAAGUAUAGCAGGACCUUGAAGAACGGCAAAGUUGAGUCUGGUGUUUGACAAUAAUUGACCCGUCGCCCUAAUGACAUACCUUUUGGUGGAAUAAUUUUGGAAUGCAAAACCAUGAGCGUCUUUUGUAAUAUAUAUUCGUGCAAUUUUUAUCUUUGGGUCCACAGACAAACAAAUUCAAGAUGACUUUGGUCAGCG
This is a messenger RNA of Aspergillus sclerotioniger CBS 115572, 1332 nucleotides long. RefSeq names its product putative acid phosphatase. The transcript has 4 exons. The record is from RefSeq and is a predicted model, not a curated record. Gene Ontology annotation, molecular function: hydrolase activity, acting on ester bonds. Gene Ontology annotation, biological process: phospholipid catabolic process. NCBI's taxonomy places the organism in Eukaryota, Fungi, Ascomycota, Eurotiomycetes, Eurotiales, Aspergillaceae. Bases 1 to 1185 code for a protein of 394 amino acids.